AGAAAUCAAAAGUGAAAGUCUAAGUCUUUACACUGAGUUCAACAAACACCUCAGUCACAGGACAGGCAGAAAUGGCUACUGAUGAGUUUCCAUUCGCUCUCUAUGUGGAGGGCCAGUGGGACCCCCUAACUUCCAAACUAAAAAACAAACUUAUCAUCUAUUUCCAGAGUAGUAAGAAAUCCGACGGAGGCGACUGUGAGGUGGAGUACCCUGUUUCUGGCGGACAGACAGCAACUGUUCGGUUCAAAUCAAAGGAAGUGAGACAGCGGGUUCUAAACAAACAAACGCAUGAGCUCAAUAUUGGUCAAAAAACAGUGAAAAUCACUGUGAAUCUUCCGCCAUCAGAGGCCUCUGUUCCUCAGGAAUCAACCUCUUCGACCAGCAUUAUCACAGCGGGUGAACCACAGAGCGGAGAAGAAAAAGAGGAGAAGGUUGAGCCACUUGAGGAAACGGAAGAAGAUACAACCCCUAGAUCAGCUGUAAUUGAAAACAUCCAAAACAGUGGUCAAGAGUUUCUGACAAUGCUGGUGGAAAAUAUCCUGAAAGGAUCUUCUGCUGAGUCAAAAGACUUCAACAUCGAAAUAAUACCAGAGAGUAACUGUGCUGUGGUGGCAUUUUCCAAUAGCAAGUAUGCAGAACAUUUCUUUGUAUCCUCUCCAAGCAAUGGAAUAAUUAAGAAGAAAAACAUUAAAGUCCGAUUGCUUGAGAUGACUUCAAAAGUGAAAGCUGAAGGCUUACCUCCAAACUCAAACUCUGACUUAGUCAUGCUGUAUUUUGACAAAUUUGGAGAAGUAGAGGAUGAUGGGGUAACAGUUGAAACAGAUCAGUCAGCAAUAAUAACUUUUACAAAUCUUGAAGAUGUGCAAAGAGUCCUCAAAGAGCAACAUCAGCUUAAAAAGCAGCCUUUCAGAGUACUGCCAUACUAUGAAACACUACAAACAGCUCUAUAUGGUAAAGACAGACCCACCCUGAGACUUCCAGAGGCAUUCAUUGAGAAGAUUGAUAGAGCUGUAUGGCACCACUUAAAGGAAAACCAAAAAUCUAUGGAUUCAAUCAAGCAAGCUAUGUCCAGUCAUUUUUGUGAGAUGGAUUUUCAGUCCUCAGCAGUGAAGAUCAGUCCUUCUCAAUCCCUACUUAACAAUGGUGUGCAGACAAGAAAACUCAUUCAGACAUGGAGAGAAAAUGUCCUCUCUGUGUUUUUAUCAUUAACAUCUGAGUUUAAAUCCACUGAGUUCUGCAUUCAGAAGGAUGCGUGGACAGAGAUACAACCUGAAAUCCAAAAAGCAGUAGUGGGAGAGGCUGUCACACUGGUUCCCAAUGUGGAUGAAGGAACAAUAACUGUAGCCGGCCUGAAAGAAGAUAUGAACAGGAUUGGGGGAAUUCUGACAGAAACUGUUGAGAGAGUCACCCAAAGAAUCCAAAGGGAGAAGGGCAGUGAGACGGGUGAAACCAGUAUGACUCCAUCCAUUUACAAUCUCGUUCUCCGUGAUGGUUUGGAGCAGCAAAUCUGUGACAAAUUUCCAGAAAUGAACAUCACAUACCAUGUGCACAGCCGAAAGUUAACUUUCUACGGUCUGAAACAUGAGGUGCUGGAAACAAAGAAUAAGAUACUGCAGGCUGUUCUUAAUUUGAUUCAUAAACCAAUUGAGCUCCACCAAUCUGUUUUAGAUUUUCUGCUCACCAAGGAUGUAGAGGAAAUGACCGACAAUUUGUUUUUAAACAAAGGAAUCAAUGUGGCAUUAGAAGCUGAUGGAAAGAGAGUUUUGCUUGUUGGGAAAACAGACAAUGCCUUGAGUGUUGGUGAGAAGCAAUUGCAGACAGAUCUGGGUCAUCUGAGCUUCAGUGUAGAAGAUCCCAGUGUUCUAGGAAGAUCAGACUGGCAUGACCUAGUCUCUCACAUAAAAAACACUGUCACAAAUGUCACAGUACAGACAACUGUCAACCAGGUGGUGGUUUCUGGCUUUGUAGAUUCCAUUACCGAUGUUGAACAAGAGUUACAUAACUUUGUUCAGGAAAACUCUCAAUUUGAGAAAACUCUGAAGUCUCACAAGACUGUUGUCACAUUCAUAAAGAAUCAUAAAAAGCAGGAUUGGUUUGAAGAGGUGAAAGGUAAUGUGAAUGUGGACUUCAAAGGUGAAGACAUUGUGAUCAGUGGCUCAAGGCUUCAUGUCUCUAAGUGUGUGCUUCUGUUUGAGGACUUGCUUAGAUCUGUGCAUAACUGCACCAUGAAAAUAGUUAAACCAGGGGCAAAGAAGUUUUUCAAGGAGAAAGAGUUAAUGUGUGUUACAUAUGUCCAGACAAAUAUGAAUUGUUUGGUUCAGUUACUAGAUGAGUAUGACCACCCACAUGACACAGUUCAAUCACUGAUAAUAAAACCUGUUUAUCAUUAUAAAACACAUGAAGGAAUGGAGAUUACAGUAAACAAAGCUGACAUGUGCUCGUUUCAAGUGGAUGCAGUGGUCGGUGGAUGCAAAGAGAACCUCCUACUGGAUGGAGGUUUAGUCAAGGUCCUCUCAGAUGCUGCUGGUCCUAAACUUCAGAAUGACUGCAACCAGACUGUCAAAAAACGGAAGUUGACAACAGGUGAUGCUGUUCUCCUCGAUGCAGGAGGGCGGCUGCGAUGCAAACAUGUCAUCUUAGCAAUAGGACCUAAUUAUAAUAUUUACAAACCUCAGGAGUCUGAAAAGCUCCUGAAAAAAACUGUGAAAAAGAGUCUGAAUUUGGCAGAUCAAGAAAGCUUCCAGUCUUUGGCAAUCCCAGCCAUUAGCUCUGGUGUAUCUGGUGGUGGUUUCCCACUGGACCUUUGUGCAGACACCAUUGUGAAAGCUAUAAAAGAGUUCUGUGAUUUUGUUGAAGAGGACAAUACACUGAAGAAGAUUCACCUAGUUGACAAUAAUGAUAAGACAGUUCAAGCUUUAGAAGCAGCAGUGAAGAAGAUUUAUGGGGUCAGUGCGCUUACCCACAGCAUGGCAUCUGGAAGCAGUUCAAGCAGCCAGCAGCAAAACCAAAACCAAGCAAGUUCUUCUCCAAGCCAACACCAGACUGCCACACUCUUUCAAGGAGCAUCACAAAGUUUUCAGACAAAAGAAGGUUUAACCAUCACCCUUAUGAAAGGAAACAUUGAGGACACAACAAUGGACGUCGUUGUGAACACUCUCAGCAGUGACCUAAAUCUCAGCGUGGGAGCCAUUUCAAAUGCCCUUCUCAAAGCAGCUGGUCCUCAGCUUCAGGUUCUGCUCAAUCAGCAAGUCACUGGCUCUGCCAAUAUUGGAGCAGUCUUUGAAACAGCAGGUGCAAACCUGAAGAACAAACUGGUGUUCCAUGCUGUUGUGCCACACUGGAAUCAGGGACAAGGAAAUGAGCAGAAGGUGCUGGAGGAUAUCAUGGAUAAGUGUUUGAGUCUGGCAGAGCAACGUCAGCAGAGCUCCAUUUUAUUCUCUGCCAUUGGCACAGGAAACCUGGGGUUUCCAAAGCCACUGGUGGUCUGCACUAUGCUGGACUCAGCCUUCAAGUUUAGCAGUAAAAGAAGUUCAAAGCAUGUGAAGGACGUGGUAUUUGUUCUUCACCCCAAAGAUACACAAACCAUUCAGGUAUUCACAGAUGAGUUUACCAAAAGGUUUUUGGGCCAGUCUGCCUCAGCAAGUAACCCCACACAGCCGCAGAGCACAGGCCCCUUCUCAAAGGUCAUAACAAAAUCUGGGAUUCACGAGACUACUGUGGGAGGAGUAACACUUCAGGUCCUGAAUGGUGAUAUUACUUUAGAGAAAACUGAUGUCAUUGUCAAUUCCAGCAAUAAAGAGUUUACACUGAAAGCAGGUGUCUCAAAGGCUAUUUUGGAUAAGGCUGGUCCAAAUGUAGAAGCUGAGUGCCAGCAACUCGGGGCCCAGGAUAAAAGUGGACUCAUAAUGACUCAAGCGGGGAAUUUACAGUGUAAAAAGAUCAUCCACAUUUCAGUACAAAGCAAUGCUGGUAUGAUCCAAAGCCAUGUUAAAAAGGCACUGGAAAUGUGUGCCAAGGAAAAGUUAACCUCCAUUGCAUUCCCAGCUAUUGGUACAGGAAAAGCAGGGUUGUCUCCGGGUCAAGUAGCAGACUGCAUGUUGGAUGGUAUACUGGACAUGAUAAGAAAAACUCCCCAGUCCACUCUCAAGCUGAUCAGACUGGUUGUGUUCCAGGCCCAAAUGCUCCCUGAAUUCCACAAAAGCAUGCAGAAUCAAGAAACUGGACCUGCUAAACAAGAGCAGAGUACCUGGUCAAAGAUCAAAGCAUAUGCCGCUAAUGUUAAAUCCUUCUUCACUGGAUCUUGGGAGAAAGAAAUAAAACAACAUGGUGGCAAAGACUUUGUCAUUGAAGGCGUGCAAGUAGAUCCAGUAUUUUUUUCUAUCUGUGGACCAUCACAAGCAGAUGUGGACGAAACAAAGCGUUUCUUAGAGGGUAUGAUCGAUCAGGAACAAGUGUUCGAGGCCAUCACAGACACAGCGAUACUUACCUUAUCAGAUAAAGACCAACAGCGAAUCCAGGACCUGCAAAGCACUAUAGAUGUGACUAUAAGGCUGGAAUACAAAGCGAAUAAAGGUUCAGAAGAAACCCCAGGACAGGCCACACUGAUAAUACAAGGUCUCAGCCGAGAUGUUCUAAAAGCCAUUCAGGAAAUCCAAGACAUGCUCAAAGCAGCCAAAGAGAAAGAGACACUGCAAAAAGAAAUGGAUUACACAAGUGAGCUUGUUGAUUGGCAGUAUGAACAAGGUGGGCAAUUUAGGAAUUUUGAUCAACGUACAAAUUUUGAGUUGGAAAAGGCCCUUGGUAAACAAGCUGCAGGCAUCAGAAUUUCCUUCCAAGGCCAAACUUACCAGGUCACACUGCCUGAGGGUCCAGCAGUGUGCACCACUGGUGGAAACCAGAUGAAAAUCAGACGCAUUGACAAACUGAAAGCUACUGAAGAUAUUCCACAGUACUGGGAUGGAAUGGCACAUAACGAGUUGUGCAGAAAGUUUAAUUUGCAACCAACCAGCACAGAAUACAAAGAGGUAAAUGGCCUCUUCCAGGCCACUUGUCCUAGCAACAAAGUCUUGAAGAUUGAACGAAUCCAGAAUCCUGGCAUGUGGAGGAACUACCAGAAUAACAAAAGUGUCAUGGAAAAAAAGAAUGGUCAUCAAAAGAAUGAGAAAAGACUCUUUCAUGGAACCAGUGAGCAGACUAUCAGUCACAUCGAAAAGAGUGGCUUUAAUCGCAGCUAUGCAGGAAAAAAUGCUACUGCAUAUGGAAAAGGCACUUACUUUGCACUCAAUGCAAGAUACUCUUCUAAUAACACAUACUCAGUGCCUAAUGCUCAGGGACAUAAGCACAUGUACCUCUGCAGAGUCCUUACGGGUGAUUAUACUACAGGAAAUUCAACGAUGUUUGUGCCACCUGCAAAAAAUGCCAACUUUGACCAGUACGACACGGUUGUGGACAACCCUAAUGCGCCUACCAUUUUUGUGGUAUUCCGAGAUGAUAAUGCUUAUCCUGAAUAUUUAAUCACUUUUACUUAGUCACUGAAGAUCAAUCAUUUUACA
Sinocyclocheilus rhinocerous is the source of this 5552-nucleotide messenger RNA. It is a transcript of the gene parp14rs1, whose product is annotated as poly(ADP-ribose) polymerase family member 14-related sequence 1. NCBI's taxonomy places the organism in Eukaryota, Metazoa, Chordata, Actinopteri, Cypriniformes, Cyprinidae. The record is from RefSeq and is a predicted model, not a curated record. Gene Ontology annotation, molecular function: transcription corepressor activity; NAD+ poly-ADP-ribosyltransferase activity; nucleic acid binding. The coding region runs from base 72 to 5528 and encodes 1818 amino acids. Gene Ontology annotation, cellular component: nucleus; cytoplasm. Gene Ontology annotation, biological process: negative regulation of gene expression; protein poly-ADP-ribosylation. The transcript has 17 exons.